Malus domestica (apple) is the source of this 2858-nucleotide messenger RNA. RefSeq names its product SKP1-interacting partner 15. Gene Ontology annotation, molecular function: protein binding. The record is from RefSeq and is a predicted model, not a curated record. Lineage: Eukaryota; Viridiplantae; Streptophyta; Magnoliopsida; Rosales; Rosaceae.
CAAUACGUGCGUAUUUCUUCUACGCAGCCCACAAUCCACCAUUUCAUUCAACUGCGUUUUUCUCUCUGUCUCACUCUUGAGUCUUCGAUCUGUGCAUUUCCUCUUAUCCAGUACUCCGGCAGCCCACCGCAAAAAGCCAUGGACGCUCUCCCGCAGGACACGCUCCACCAGAUCUUCUCGAGCCUUCCCCUCCGUCAGAUCAUGAUCUGCCGCUCACUCUCCAAGUUCUUCAACCAACUCCUCACCUCACCCUCCUUCCUCCACCUCAUCUCCACCCAAUCUCCGCCCCUCAACCUCCUCGCCCUCCGCCCUCCCCAUCACCGGCACCUGUCCUCCCCAUCCUGCCUCCACGUCUUCGACCCCGACCUCAACCAAUGGCUCAGAUUCCCCCUGGAUUUCCUCCCCUUCCGCUCCCCACACCCCGUCGCCUCCUCCCUCGGCCUCGUCUACCUCUGGGGCGACUCGCCCGACCCGCCCGAGUCAACCAAGUCACUCGUCGUCUGCAACCCUCUGACUCGCCAGUUCCGAGUCCUCCCUCAGCUUGGCUCGGCCUGGUCGCGCCACGGCUCGGUCCUCGUUGACUCCCAAACCCGAGUCAUGGUCCUCACUGAGCUCGCUGCGCUCUACUUCUCCGGUUCGAACCAGUGGCUCAAGUUCUCAUCGAACCUCCCUUCAAAACCCAGAAGCCCAAUUUUGGUGUUCGACUCGGUUUACGCCCUGUGCGAUGUGGGUUCGCCAUGGCGGUGUCAAUGGAAGCUAUUCCGUUGCACAAUUUCGAAGCUUAAGACCUCGCAGACGUGGACUCGGCUCGAAAAGCACGAGUGGGGGGACGUCUUCGACAUCCUGAAGCGACCCCGUUUGGUUCGGGGGAAUGGAAACAAGGUGCUGAUGGUUGGUGGGUUGAAGUCGUCUUUCUCGCUCAACGCUUCGUGUUCGACGAUUUUGAUUCUGCGGCUGGACUUGGAUAGCUUGGAGUGGGACGAGGCGGGCCGAAUGCCGGUGGAGAUGUUCAGGUGCUUUCAAGAGUCGAGCAAGUUCAAGGUGUUUGGUGGCGGCGACAAGGUUUGUUUUUCGGCAAAGAGAAUUGGGAGAUUGGCUUUGUGGGACCGUUGUUCCGGGAAAGCCGAGUGGCGGUGGAUUGAUGGGGUUCCCGGAAGUGGCGAUGGGCUUUCCCGGGGUUUCGUUUUUGAGGCUACGCUCACUGCAUUUCCUUGAUGGGGUUCAACGUAACUAUCAGAGCUUUUGAUGUCAAGUAGAGGAAACCGUAACUGUUGUGAGCAGCUUACCAGGUUGCUUGGUUACUGUUCUCGCUAUACUUGAAUUGUAGCAAGGCUGGAACUUUUAAGUUUUGGAUUGAAGUCAAGGAACUUGAGCCCUUAGCGCUUGUUUGAGGUCAGAUUCCUGAAUGUAUUGGGGGUUACAUUAAUCCCUUUGUUGAUGCAGUGUGAUUCUCUGAACUUCGAAAUCGUAUUGGUUAUGCUCUUGGGAGCUCAAGGGUAUUUAAAUGGGACCAAGGAACACAAAUGCUAGUUAGAGCUUGCAUUUUUGGAGGUGAUGUAGGACAAUAGUAGGAGAAAGUAAGAGGAGAGAUUAGGACGCACUCCAUCAUUUCCAGCAUUUCUUCGUCCUUCGGCAGGACGCGUAAGGAGCCUUGGACUCACUCUAACAAACUCAUGCUUCCCAUGUAGAGGAUAAAGCUCAUACCUUGGUAAGCCGCCAUCGCCAUGGUACGAAGGCCUCUCACAGUUACUGAUAAAUCCUAAGUUUAUCAUAUGAAUCAACGAUAUAGGUACGUAUAAUAUAUUAAUGAUAAAUCGCCCAUUUAUUUGAUAUAUUUGGAUGACUAAGCGAUCUCAUAUUCAAAUGAAUUUUUGAAAGGAUAAUCUUGACGUGAAGAUUAGAAAGUUGAACGGUUCUGAUUAUAAGGUUUUUACGGUAAAUAUACAUUACUUGCAAGUGGAGGAAUGAGCCCAUCAUCCAAGAGGAAAAUGCAAGUGUAUCCAAAUAUAAAUUGUUCCGAAUCAUUGAAAUAUGAGGCAUGGGAAGAAUUUCCUUAACUUGUCAAAGUUAAAAAGAGAUUUAAGAGACAUAGCGCACAUCAGAACAUACCAUAUAUAAUAUCGUAUCAUAUCAAAAUUCACACAAGGAUUAGGUAUACAAAAGCAUUAACCAUCUUAUUCAAUUUAUAUAUUGGCCAACUUAAUUAGCACAUCCGACCAGGCAUACAUGGAUCGUUCCUAAUGGCCUUUUCCUUCUUAAUUUUCCCAGAUAAUUCUUCGUUAUCAAUUGUUGUCGUACCAAAACUGUUUCUGAAGAUAAUCAACCAGCUUGUUGUCCACUUGGAAGGCCUUGGCUAGAACAUCAGGAUUGAUGGGAGGCUUGGAGCCAAACACUGCAUUUGCUAUGGUGAUCACUCCUGGGUUCUGGCCGCUAAGUCCAGCAAUCGCUACUGCAUUUCCGUACCAUUGAGUUGGAAGUGAAUGAGACCAAUCGGGAACACAAACACAUCUCCCUUGUUCAACACUUUGCUGAUUAGCCGAUUAUUAUCGGCGUUUGACGUGACAAAGCCAACGUAGAGUGUACCUUCCAAGACUACAAGAAUUUCGGAGCCACGAGGGUGAGUGUGAGGAGGGUUUAGGCCAUUUGGUGCAAAAUUUAUGCGAGCCAGGGAUAUGCCGAGAGUGUUCAGUCCUGCUAGGUUAUCCAUGUUCACCGCUGUCACUGUCGAACCAACUGGAUUUGCUGUGCUUUUCGGGAUUUGGAGGCCGGGUAAGAAAAAAUCAUUUGCUGUGACAAGCUUUGGGUCCUUGCAGAAUUUCCCAUUCACAAACACUACAAAGAAAUGAAAGUAUUUAUUA